This is a messenger RNA of Aspergillus novofumigatus IBT 16806, 606 nucleotides long. RefSeq names its product alpha/beta-hydrolase. Gene Ontology annotation, molecular function: hydrolase activity. The annotation marks the transcript as partial. NCBI's taxonomy places the organism in Eukaryota, Fungi, Ascomycota, Eurotiomycetes, Eurotiales, Aspergillaceae. The transcript is spliced from 2 exons. The record is from RefSeq and is a predicted model, not a curated record.
GAACUGAUCGACGCUCGCGGCACGGCCGAACCGCAAGGCGUUUCCACCAUGUUCUAUCUCAUGAUCCAGAACAUCCUUGCCAACGUGACUGGCGGCGUCAGCCUACCCGUGGAGUAUCCCGCAGCAGCCAGCCAAAACACCAGCAGCGGCGAGAAGUUUGUGGUGGACACCAUCGCCCACGGACUCCGGCACUGUCCGCACCAGAAGUACGCUCUAUUCGGGUAUUCUCAAGGCGCAACCUUGAUGCUUAACGUGCUCCGCCAACUGAGUCCUCCGGCCCUUGAAUCGAUCAAAUCGGUUGUUCUUGUCGGCAACCCGUACCGUAUGCCCGGGAAGAGUUCCAAUGUGAACGCUACUGCGCAGCACGACGAGAGAGCCUCGGUAGGAAUGUUUGCGGAGCAGGCUAUUGCCAGUAACAGGACGAUUCCUCAGCUCUCAAAGGAGAUGGACCAGAGUGGGAAGGUGCUUGAUUAUUGUCUUGCAGACGACUUUGUUUGUGCACCCAACCCUGCCUGCUCCUGCCAGAUCCCAGCCGGUCACCUGUCCUACGGCCUGGUUGAUACCGUUCAGCAGACUGCCUUUGAGCAUGUGGUUGGUCGUCUCUAA